AUGGUUCCAGAUCGGUUUCAGGUUGUUGGUCCAGAUGGUCCUCUGGUUGUUGGAGCUGGUGAAGAUGUGAUUCUGCCCUGUUCUCUCAAACCCAACAUCAGUGCUGUGGACAUGAGAGUGGAGUGGUUUAGACUCCUCACAUCAGACUCACUGGUGCAUUUGUACAAAGAUGUUGUGGGAACCCAGCCAGUGAUCUCUAUGGAGGGCUACAGUAUUGGUAAAGGGGUCAGUCUACUGUGUGAAACAAAUGACUGGUGGCCUGAACCUGAAGUUAUGUGGCUGGACAGUGAUGGAGACCUUCUCCCUGCUGAAGAUACAGAGACACUCAGAGACCCAGAAAGAUUCCAUGUUAAAAAACGUGUCACUGUACAAGACAGUAACACCAACAGGUUCUACUGCAGAGUAAUACUGAGAGAUCAUAUGAAGGAGACAGAGAUUGUUAUAUCAAAACAUACUGAGCAGAUACAAGAAGUGGAUGUGACUCUGAAUCCUGAUACAGCAAAUUCCUACCUCAUCUUGUCUGAUGAUGGGAAACAAGUGAGAAGUGGAGACGUAAGACAGAAUCUCCCUGACAACCCAGAGAGGUUUGAUGACAGUGUUCAUUCUGUCCUGGGAAAGGAGGGGUUCUCCUCAAGGAGAUUUUACUAUGAGGUGCAGGUCAGUGGGAAAACUGACUGGAGUUUAGGAGUGGUCAGUGAGUCCAUUGACAAGAAGAAGUAUCAUUCACGAAACCCCAAGAAUGGAUACUGGACCAUGAGUCUGUGGAAUGGGAAUGAGUAUAAGGCUCGUGCUGAUCCCGAUGUCCCCCUCUCUCUGAAACAGAAACCCCAGAAGGUGGGGGUGUUUGUGGAUUAUGAGGAUGGUCUGGUCUCCUUUUAUGAUGUGGAGGCCAGGUCUCUUAUUUACUCUUUCACUGAUCAGUCUUUCACAGGGAAAAUCUAUCCAUACUUCAGUCUCUAUUACCAUGAAGGAGGCAAAAAUGCAGCUCCACUGAUCAUCACUCCUGUCAAUCAAACCCAAUCACUUCAUUAA
Messenger RNA from Chanos chanos (milkfish), 1032 nucleotides. RefSeq names its product butyrophilin subfamily 1 member A1-like. The coding region runs from base 1 to 1032 and encodes 343 amino acids. Gene Ontology annotation, molecular function: protein binding. NCBI's taxonomy places the organism in Eukaryota, Metazoa, Chordata, Actinopteri, Gonorynchiformes, Chanidae. The record is from RefSeq and is a predicted model, not a curated record. The transcript has 4 exons.